ACAAUCCCAAAAACCCAACUCUUCUCCCCCUUCUUCUUCUACCUCCUCCUCAACACAUGAGUGAAGGAAGAAGAGGCUCGUCGUCUUCAUCUUCGUCGUCGUCUUCAUCUUCGUCGUCGUCGUUGUUGUGUUCCUCGUUGGGUUUGAGGGAUGGAGAGCCAGGAUCUUUCGCCACCGCACGUGGACGCGUCUCGGCCGUCCUUGGGGUUCCCUCUAGGCACCGCGCUUCUCCUCAUCAUCAUCUUCAGCUUGAGCGGUGUCUUCUCCUGCUGCUACCACUGGGACAAGCUCAGAUCACUCCGCAGGUCCUUCUCCGAAGACUCCACUCCCGAAACCUCCGACGACAUCGAAGGCCAAUCUCCCUCCAAAUCUAAACCCGCCCAUCUGGACUUGAAGCAGAAUCAAAAGCAAAGCGUGCCGGUGAUAAUGCCCGGAGAUCAGAUUCCGAAGUUUAUGGCAUUGCCGUGUCCUCGUGAGCCUCCGAGAGAAGAGAAGAUAGUUGUCAAAGUUCAAAAACCGCCCAAGCCACCUCGAUUUCCUGUACCUCUGUAUUGAGCAAUUUCACUGUGUACAUAGUAAAUGUAAUUAAUAUUAAUUCAAUUAAAUUUUAGCUCAGUUAAUUUAUGAAACAGAGAUUUCCACCA
This is a messenger RNA of Rosa rugosa (rugosa rose), 644 nucleotides long. RefSeq lists its product as uncharacterized. NCBI's taxonomy places the organism in Eukaryota, Viridiplantae, Streptophyta, Magnoliopsida, Rosales, Rosaceae. The record is from RefSeq and is a predicted model, not a curated record. The coding region runs from base 151 to 555 and encodes 134 amino acids. The transcript has 2 exons.